This is a messenger RNA of Diversispora eburnea, 1386 nucleotides long. The record is from the annotation of a GenBank genome assembly. Lineage: Eukaryota; Fungi; Glomeromycota; Glomeromycetes; Diversisporales; Diversisporaceae.
AUGGCAACUAAAGUUCCCACAGAAAUAUUAAUUAAAAUUUUAAAUAAUCUACAAUCAUCUCCUUCAACUCAAGAUUUAUAUUCAUCAUUAUUAGUUAAUCGAAUCUGGUGUAAAGUUACUAUACCUAUACUUUGGGAAUUACCUUUUGGUCGAGAAUGUUUUGGAUAUGAUAAGAAGUUGAGCAAGAAAGCGUUAUGUAUUCGAACAUAUAUAUCAUGUAUGGAUACUCAAGCUAGAAAUUUACUUAUUCAAAAUGGAUUUGAUUUAUCAUCAUCUCCACCUCAAGCUACUUUUAAUUAUCCAUCAUUCACUCAUAAAUUUAUAAUUAAUAAUUUAGUUUAUUUUAUUUCCAAAUAUUCAAAACACAUUAUUGGUAAAAAAAUCUUCGAAUUAAGAAUAUUAUUUCGUGAGAUAUCUAGAUUGAUAAUAACUCGUUGUUCAUUUUUGAAUUAUUUUAAAUUGGCGAGAGUUAGCGUAAAUUAUUCUUCAAAUUAUAGUGAUUCAAUUAAUUCAUUUCUCAAGUUACCUGGUGCCCCGAAAGUAUUUAAGAAAUUAGAAAGUUUUACUUCGACAAUAGGAAAUGAGCAUCCGAUUGGACCAUUAUAUGAAUCAUUAAUAUUAAUCUGUGACAACAUUUUAAAUAUGGAUUUAUUUUUGGGUUCAGAAGCUCGAACAAAAUUAUCAACAAAACUUAUUAGUGUUCAAAAACGGUUAGAAAAUUUAUCACUUAGUGCUAAUAAUUAUUUAAAUUUUAAUUCAUUAUUAUGGGCUAUCAUUAGUCAAAAAGAAACAUUAAAGAGUCUUCAUUUAAAAUUCAUAAGUUUUAAAAAUUUCGAGGGGAAAUCAUCACAAAUUGGACAAUUCACUUCACUUCAAGAGCUUUAUAUUAAGGAUUGUUAUGAAUUGCAUAAAUCGGAAUGUUUAUUUUUGGCUUCAUCAUUUACUCAAUUAAGUAGUUUUCAUUUUAUAAGAAUAUGUGAUGUACCCCAAGAAUUUAUUAUAAAAAUUCUCGAGACGGCCAAUUCGAAUUUAAAAAACAUUUGUUUAGAAUUAUAUUCCGCAAUUUCAUUUGAAAUAUUUUCAGCAAUUUUAAAUUAUUGUACAAGGAUUACAGAAUUAACUUUAUAUGGUUUAAGUUCUGAACAAGUAAUAGCAAUAUUUAAUAAUAAUUUUAAUGAUUUAAGAAGAUUUAGAUUUUAUUGUAGAGAAGAAGAAAUUGAUGCUACUGAAUUAUUAUACAAAAUGGCCGAGAAUGUACCAGAAUCAUUUGAAACUAUUGAGAUUAGAAUGAAAAAUGGUGAUCUUCGGAUAUUUAGUGCUAACAGUUUAAGAAAUUUUUCAAAGGGAGGUGUUGUUGUAAAGGAGGAGGAGGAAAUAAAAAAUUAA